UCUAAAUCUACAUAUCUCAUUCUCUCUCUUAACUCUAUGUAAAUCUCCUACCCAAACCCCAAAUUUUCCCGAGACCUCUCUAAAAAAAUUUCAAAACUUUCCGAGAGGAAAUUCUCCAAAUUUCCCAGAAAUUUCCCCAUAGCCUCAAACUCCCAGCUCUCCCUACCUCUCACCGAAAUCCCAAAAUUCUAGUCCUCUACUAAUAAUCUUUAUCCUGUGCUAUUACUUGCUUAUUUUCUUAUUCACUUUGUCUCUCUCUCCUUUUUUCGUGUGUGGGUUUCGUCGUUUUUGUUACACUAGAUAGCCAGUAUUUGAGCUCUGAAAUCUCCGUUAGACAUGGGGAAACUGCUAAAAGAGGUGCUCAAGACUCUUUGCGGUUCGAAUCAGUGGUCUUAUGCUGUGUUCUGGAAGAUCGGCUGCCAAAACCCUAAGCUGCUAAUAUGGGAAGAAUAUCACUAUGAAUCCUCAAAUUCUUCUCUACCUGCAAGCAUUUGUGGAGCUGGGAGUACUGAGCUACCUUUUGGAGAGUGGGAAAGACUAUUGAUGUCAUCUGAAACUUGCCCUUCUCAGCUUGGAAGUCAAGUGGGAGAUCAAGUCUCGGCACUUAUUAAAAAAAUGAUGAUUAGUAAUCAGAAUAGUUGGGCGAGCUGCAUUUACUGGAAACCAUCAAUGGAUUCUUUCAAAUAGUUAUGAUAAAUAUGUCCAUCCCCCAGAGAUCUUAAAUGAGAUGUGUCACCAAUUUUCAGUUGGCAUGCAGGUUUGCUGUCUUUAUCUGCCAUCUGCUAUUUUUGUCUAAUCUUUGUCCUGCUCAUUUGGAUCGUGGUGGAGGCUGGUGGAGCUAGCAAUGAGACCGAUUCGAUCCUCGCCAAGUCGGGACUCCGGACCAUUCAUGUUGGAUUCGAGCAGUGGAUGCCGAAUUAUUGGGAGGGUCGUCAUCGAUUGGAGGCUCGGAUGAGGCUUCGUGCAUUGAGGGGUUGGAGAUUGAAGGGGAGUUGCCUGAGAAAAAGACUUGUUAUGAAGGAGUAUUUUAUAAUUACUUUAGCAUAGGAAUGGAUGCUCAGGUGGCUUACGGCUUUCAUCAUUUACGUAAUGAGAAACCUUACCUGGCACAAGGACCAAUUUCUAAUAAGCUGAUCUAUUCUGGUUAUAGUUGCGAUCAAGGUUGGUUCUUUACACCUUGUACAGGUGAUCCACGAUUAAGGGGACUAACAAAUAUUUUAAGGUUGCAUGUCAAAAAGGUCAAUUGCUCAGAAUGGGAGCAAAUUACUGUUCCGUCAAGUGUAAGAGCUAUUGUUGCUUUAAAUCUUCAUAACUAUGGAAGUGGACGACAUCCCUGGGGUAAUCUGAAGCCAGAUUAUUUGGAAAAGAAAAAGUUUGUUGAGGCCCAUGCUGAUGAUGGUCUUCUAGAAAUUUUUGGCCUUAAGCACGGAUGGCAUGCAUCAUUUGUUAUGGUCGAACUCAUCUCUGCCAAGCACAUUGCUCAGGUAUAUUGAGAUGAUUUCUUUGGAACAAUUCUUGACAACAUUUGUAGUUGAGGCCUUUAGAAUGGAAGAAUGUAUUUCACUAAUUUUUGUAUACAUUUCUUGUUUUGUAUUUAGUGAUAAAGGAAUCAGAAUUGGGCAUAAAUUAUGUUUUAGUAUGAUUUCUUAAGCUUAGACUAGUAGACUAAAUAUUGUAAUUACAUUUGAGUAAU
Molecule: messenger RNA, 1693 nt
Organism: Humulus lupulus (European hop)
Lineage: Eukaryota; Viridiplantae; Streptophyta; Magnoliopsida; Rosales; Cannabaceae
Product: diacylglycerol kinase 3-like
Exons: 11
Coding region: 1050-1493 (147 amino acids)
Molecular function (GO): ATP-dependent diacylglycerol kinase activity
Source: RefSeq, a predicted model, not a curated record